GUAGGCUAGGGUUAGGCAGCUGUUGCCAGCUGUGCAGAAGAUGGGUCCGCUCGCGACAGUUCGGUUAUUAUGGCUGCUGGUACUUUGCCUACCCUCGCUCACACUGUCCCACGCCCAGAAGUACAAGAAAAGGGGACCCGCAGUGACCGACAAGGUCUUCUUUGAUAUAAAAAUUGGAGAGAAAGAUGCCGGCAGAAUUGUUAUUGGACUAUUCGGAAAAGUUGUUCCAAAGACUGUUAAAAACUUUAUUGCUCUGGCAACUGGAGAAAAAGGGUAUGGCUACAAAGGGAGCACGUUUCACAGAGUGAUCAAAGAUUUCAUGAUUCAAGGAGGAGACUUCACUGCUGGCGAUGGAACAGGAGGCUACAGUAUUUAUGGAUACACUUUUCCAGAUGAGAACUUCAAACUGAAACACUAUGGCAUUGGUUGGGUUAGCAUGGCAAAUGCAGGACCAGACACCAAUGGAUCACAGUUCUUCAUUUCUGUCACUAGACCUUUAUGGCUGGAUGGAAAACAUGUUGUGUUUGGCAAAGUUCUUGAAGGCAUGGCUAUCGUUCACUCGAUAGAAUUACAGCAGACAGAUGAAAGAGAUCGCCCACUGCAGGAUUGUGUGAUUGUUAACAGUGGAUAUAUAGUUGUAAAAGAACAGUUUGUUGUUGAAGUGGAUGGUUGGCAAGACUAGAAUGUGUAUAACAAUAAAAAUAUUAUUCUUUUUGUAAUCAA
Molecule: messenger RNA, 723 nt
Organism: Bombina bombina (fire-bellied toad)
Lineage: Eukaryota; Metazoa; Chordata; Amphibia; Anura; Bombinatoridae
Gene: PPIC
Product: peptidylprolyl isomerase C
Exons: 5
Coding region: 41-682 (213 amino acids)
Biological process (GO): protein folding; protein peptidyl-prolyl isomerization
Cellular component (GO): intracellular membrane-bounded organelle
Molecular function (GO): peptidyl-prolyl cis-trans isomerase activity
Source: RefSeq, a predicted model, not a curated record